AUGUUAGUAAAUAGGUUCAUAAAGAAGCGACUAGAUGAAAACACAAAUCUUUUCGUUACUAUGAAGAUCUUUGCAUUGUUUUUGGAAAAGACCAAGCUCAAGGAAAAUAGAGCUAAAGAUUUCAUUGCGAUGGAACAAGAUGUGAACUUAGAAGAAGAAAUGCAAAAGUCGGAUGAUGACAUACUUGAAUCCGAGGAAAUUAGCCAUAAUACAACAGUGCAAAAUGAGGAAACUUCACCAAGUGUUCGCUCUAAUAAGAGGAAACGGUGUGCCGAUGAUGUGUUCCAUAAUGUGGUUGGUUUGAUUACUGAAAGUCUUAAAGAAAUAUCAAAAGAUUUGAAUCCAUGUAUUACAUUUGACAUGAAGAUUAACGAAUUGAGUGAGAAAAUCCCUCCGAAAAUUUUAAAGAUGAGUUCAUUAAGUCAAGUCGAGAAGUUCAAAGCUUUGACCAAUAUAAGAAGUGAUCCAAUAUACGUACAAAAUUUUUGGCAAAUUGAAGAAGGCGAUAGAGAAGUUUAG
This is a messenger RNA of Lactuca saligna, 519 nucleotides long. NCBI's taxonomy places the organism in Eukaryota, Viridiplantae, Streptophyta, Magnoliopsida, Asterales, Asteraceae. The record is from the annotation of a GenBank genome assembly.